UAAGGAAUGACACUCUAUCUUGCCUAUGAUCAGUCAGCCGAACUGUCAGUGUCAAGGCAUUGUCAGUUUUGAAAUAAUUGAAAUUGGAUUGUUGAUUGCAAGAAAUCCAAAAUGCAACCGCAGAUCCUAGUUCUGAAGGAGGGGACGGACCAGUCGCAGGGGCGUCCACAGCUGAUAUCCAACAUCAAUGCAUGCCAGCUUGUUGUAGAUGCGGUACGCACAACACUGGGCCCCCGCGGCAUGGACAAGCUGAUCGUGGACCACAGCGGCAAGGCGGUCAUCUCCAAUGAUGGAGCCACCAUCAUGAAACUUUUGGACAUCGUACACCCCGCCGCCAAGACUCUCGUCGACAUCGCCAAGUCACAAGAUGCUGAGGUGGGAGACGGCACCACUUCAGUGGUGAUCCUAGCCGGGGAGCUCCUGAAGCGGCUCAAGCCGUUUGUCGAAGAAGGCGUGCACCCUCGUAUCUUGGUGCGCGCCGUGCGCUCGGCCGCCAAGCUCGCCGUCGACCGGAUUCGCGAGCUCGCUGUCAAGAUGGAUAACAAGUCGCCUCAAGAACAACGGGACCUGCUCCGCAAGUGCGCCGCCACGGCCAUGGCAUCAAAGCUGAUCCACAGACAAAAGGACCACUUCUCCGCGAUGGUCGUCGACGCCGUCCUGUCUCUGGACGCCCCUCUGUUGCCUCUGGACAUGAUCGGCAUUAAGAAAGUCUCCGGCGGUGCCUUAGAAGACUCAUUCCUGGUGGCCGGAGUGGCGUUCAAGAAGACAUUCUCGUAUGCCGGCUUCGAGAUGCAACCAAAGAGCUAUGACUCUUGCAAGAUUGCGCUGCUCAACAUCGAGCUCGAGCUGAAGGCUGAAAGGGACAAUGCUGAGGUACGUGUGGACAAUGUGAAGGAAUACCAGAAGGUGGUCGACGCCGAAUGGCAGAUCCUCUAUGAGAAGCUUGAAGCGCUGCACAAGAGCGGAGCCAACGUGGUGCUGAGCAAGCUGCCUAUUGGAGACGUCGCCACGCAAUACUUCGCUGAUCGCGACAUGUUCUGCGCGGGGCGCGUGCCGGACGAGGACCUGCGCCGCACGCGGCGCGCGUGCGGCGGCGCCGUGCUCAGCUCUACCCGUUCAAUCCCGGCCGAGGCGCUCGGCCACUGUGCGCACUUCACCGAGAGGCAGAUCGGCGGCGAGCGCUACAACAUCUUCACCGGUUGCCCGGCGGCCAAGACCUGCACGAUGAUAUUGCGAGGCGGCGCCGAGCAGUUCCUGGAGGAGACCGAGCGCUCUCUGCACGACGCCAUCAUGAUUGUGCGGCGCAGCAUCAAGCACGACGCCCUGGUCGCCGGUGGCGGCGCCAUCGACAUGGAGAUCUCGAAGCACCUCCGCGAGUACUCGAAGGGCGUGGCGGGCAAGGAGCAGCUGCUGCUGGCGGCCAUCGCGCGCGCCUUCGAGGCCAUCCCGAGGCAGCUGUGCGACAACGCGGGCUUCGACGCCACCAACCUGCUCAACAAGCUGCGCCAGAAACAUCAUCAGGGCGAGAAAUGGUACGGUGUGGACAUUCUGAAGGAGGACAUCGCGGAUAACUUCGCUAGCUGCGUGUGGGAGCCGGCCGUCGUGAAGAUAAACGCGGUGACAGCGGCCUGCGAGGCCGCCGCGCAGAUCCUGUCAGUAGACGAGACGAUCAAGAAUGUGAAGGGCGGCGACGCCAUGCCCCAAGCCGGGGGCAUGCCUGGGGGCAUGGGGCGCGGCAUGGGCCGGCCGCGCAUGGGUUAAACUGUUUAAUCUAAUUUUUAACCUUUUGGACGCCAAUGACCGAUAUAUCCGCGCAGGUUCAACGCCAAAGACCGAUUAAUCGGUCACAGACCACAGAGCAACGUGCAUAUGCAUAAAGUUCAAUUCAGUUUUGACACUUGGGUGACGUGGCGUCCGAGUGACAGCUUUUGUGUUUGACACGGCGUCGAGAAGGUUAAUAGAGUACUUACUAUUCAUCAUCAUCAUAUCAGCCAGAGGACGUCCACUGCUGAACAUAGGCCUCCAAAGAGUGCCACAAUGACCGAUCUUGCGCCACCCGCAUCCAGCGGACUCCCGCGACCUUCACCAGGUUUUCAGUCCUUGUGGGGGGUCUACCCACGCUGCGCCUUCCGGUACGUGGUCGCCACUCGAGAACUUUUCCGCCCCGAUGGCCAUCGGUUCGGCUGAUAUGAUGAUGAUGAUUUUCUAUUUGUCCGUACCGAAAAUGUUCGGGUAUUUUAACAAAGCCACAAAGCCUUUUAUAACUUUAAAUCCAGAAGAAAAAACAACACGUUUUUGGACAUUUACUGAGCUUCUGGAAAAGUAAAAAAGUUAUAAUUUCUUAAGAUCCCAUCAACUUGCUCACUAGCGCCACUGUGAUCCAUUGUGAUUAUUUAAAUUUAACGAUAGAUAUUUUAAAAAGGGGCCGUUAUGUAUUGUAUUUUGUAUUUACGUACCCUUUGAACACAUUAUAAUAGUUUUUAUGUUGCUCGAUUCGACAAUCUAUGCGUCCAAAGUUAAAACGUCCGUUUUUGUUUUGAGCACAUAGAUCGACGAAUCCAGCAACAUAAAAACCAGUUUGAUGUAUUCAAAAGGUACUUCAAUACACAAUACAGUACUUAGACGCCCCCUUUUUUCAAUAUCUUUCGUUAAAUUUAAAUAAUCACGAUUAUUUAGCAGUGGCGCUAGUGUGCACGUUGAUGGGCUCUUAACACAACCAAUAAUUAAACAAUUUAAAGUAUUACCAUUGCUGGUCAAAUAUUUACUGAAAUGUAAAAUGUUUUAUUUAUAUUAGCAAUGUCGAAGACUUUUCGCGUUAAUACAGAUUAUAUUCUGUUCGAUGCAUUUGUUUGAAUUAUUUUAUUAAUGAUAAUAACGCCUUUAGAUUUCACAAAUGUUUAGGAUGUAAGUUAGUUAAUAAAAUGUAUCACACUACUA
Messenger RNA from Cydia fagiglandana, 2937 nucleotides. It is a transcript of the gene CCT7, whose product is annotated as T-complex protein 1 subunit eta. The transcript has 14 exons. Gene Ontology annotation, molecular function: ATP binding; ATP-dependent protein folding chaperone; ATP hydrolysis activity. Gene Ontology annotation, biological process: protein folding. The record is from RefSeq and is a predicted model, not a curated record. Gene Ontology annotation, cellular component: chaperonin-containing T-complex. NCBI's taxonomy places the organism in Eukaryota, Metazoa, Arthropoda, Insecta, Lepidoptera, Tortricidae. The coding region runs from base 112 to 1761 and encodes 549 amino acids.